CGUGGCAAGUUAUUCACAGUAACUACUACUUCUUGUCUCAAAAACUUUAUUUGAGUCACGAAUUUCUCAUCUGUCUGUUUGAGCAACGUUUCAUAACAAAAGAUGACUAUGAAUAUCUCAACAGCAGCUUUGUCACUCGCAGAGAGAAAGUCGAUCGUCUCCUUAUGGACAUUCUUUCCUGUAAACCACCUGAUAUGUUUUAUGCUUUCUGUGACAUCCUUCGUGUUGUGGGUCAAUCACAUGUCGCUGAAAAGUUAGAAGAAAAUCCUGGGAGAGUUGAGCUUGUCUCACCAGGAAUGAAGAGGUCACAAGAAAGUGUUAGUCUUCAAAGGCAAGUGGAGCUGCUGCUUGUUCGAGUGUCUCAACUGGAAAAGGAAAGAAGAGCAGCCGUCACACAUGGAGAGGAAAUGGCAAAACAUGAGAGACGACGAGCUGAGGCUGCAGAAACACGAGCUUGUAAUGAGAAAACUCGAGCUGAUGCUGAAAAGAUACGAGCAGAUAGUGCAGAAACACGAGCAGACAGUGCAGAGGUACGAGUGAAGGAAGUGGAGACAGAAAAGAUGGGAAUUGAAUGGACAAAUUUAUCAUUUCGAUGUUAUCAUCAACAUUCAGAUAAUUACAAGCAGAUCAAUGACAGUCUGCCAUCAUGGACACAGUGGAAUGUACGCAUACCUCAUGGCAAUUUUCCAUAUAAUAUAAUGGGAGAGAUUGAAGGCAGACUAGUGGUAGGGGAUUAUUAUAAUGGUAAUCUACAUGUUCUCACUUAUGAACAUGAUAAGUGGGACAAGUGUGUCAGAAAGAAUGGUUACAUCAGGAAUGUAGUGUGUCAUCAAGGUGUGUGUCUGAUGUGUGUAAAGGAUGGAGAUAAAGAUCAGUUUGUGAUUGAACAAUUUUAUUUGAAUGAAGACAAGAAAUGGCGUUUCCUCACAGUUCUACCAAACGAACUGCAGUUGAAUGGUGUAUCUGUUGCUCUUCAUGACAACUCACUGUAUGUGGUGGGUGGUUGGACUAAGUCAGGGGAGAGAGUGAACACAGCACGUGUGUGUGACCUCCACAGUGGUCAUUGGUAUAAGAUGGAUGACAUGCAAACAAAACGUAGUGACUGUUCUUCUGUUAUUAUAAACAACAAAGUGUUUGUAGGGGGAGGAAUGACUGAUGGAUAUUACUGUAGUAAUAUUGUUGAGUGUGCAGAUGUUCGUGAUAGAAAAUGGAGAACAAUCCCCUCUACAACCACAUAUAGACCUACACUAACGUCAGUCAGCAACAGAUUGGUGGGGACUGGAGGAUUGACACAACAGAGGUUUUAUUCUCCUUCUAAUAUUGUAGAAUUAUAUGAUGAGAGAUCUACCAAAUGGCUUCCUCUUCCACUCAUGACACACAAACGGUGGAGACAUGCUGCAUUCUCAACUCAGAAUGGAGAACUCAUCACAGCAGGAGGUGAUGGUGGUGAAGAUUCAAUAGAAAGUCUUAAGUGUGACUAAUAUUUCCAUUUUCUUUCAAUUUGUGUGUAUUUGUU
Messenger RNA from Corticium candelabrum, 1516 nucleotides. RefSeq lists its product as uncharacterized. The record is from RefSeq and is a predicted model, not a curated record. The transcript has 3 exons. Gene Ontology annotation, molecular function: protein binding. Bases 165 to 1481 code for a protein of 438 amino acids. NCBI's taxonomy places the organism in Eukaryota, Metazoa, Porifera, Homoscleromorpha, Homosclerophorida, Plakinidae.